CCUGCAUUUUCCUUGUAAGGAAGGAGGUACAGCUUCAAAACAUUCAGAGACAGAGAUGGACUGGGCAAACCCCUGCCUUCAGACUGGCAGUGUUCUCCAGGAGACAGCCCUGACUGCUACCAAGCCCUGAGUCACAGAGGAGGUAUCAGCUGGCCACUCCAGUAACAACAGCAGCUGUAGCAGCAAUAACAGACCUUUCCUUUUCAGUUGUCUGAGGCAGAGAGAUACCUAACAGAGCUCAGAGACCCGAGACUGAGAUCCAGCCCCUUCUCAGCUGCGUCACUCUAGUGUGUUCUCACCGACGCUGCCUCUCAGUCAGUCACACUGCCUCCUGGAGGUGUCCAGCAGGUGAAAAGCCCCAAAUCCUGGCCAGAAUUUAAGUCUAUCUCAAAUAUGGAAGGAUUUAACUGGGAGAAUUACAGCUUUGAAGAUCUCUUCGGUGACGAUUUUGAUAAUUACACCUAUGAAACUGAAUUGCCCGUUAUUCUACCAGAUGCUACUCCAUGCCGGCCAGAAUCUAUGGAAUUCAAUAAAUAUGCAGUAGUUGCCAUCUAUUCCCUGGUCUUCUUGCUGAGCCUGCUGGGAAACUCCCUGGUGAUGCUGGUCGUCUUAUACAGCCGGGUCAGCCGUUCUGUCACCGAUGUCUACCUGUUGAACCUGGCCAUAGCCGACCUGCUCUUUGCCCUGACCCUGCCUAUCUGGGCUGCCUCUAAGGCGAAGGGCUGGACCUUCGGCACACUCCUGUGCAAGGUGGUUUCACUCCUGAAGGAAAUCAACUUCUACAGCAGCAUCCUGCUGCUGGCCUGCAUCAGCAUAGACCGCUACCUGGCCAUUGUCCAUGCCACACGCACAUUGACCCAGAAGCGACACUGGGUCAAGUUCAUAUGCUUAGGCAUCUGGGUCCUGUCCCUGAUCCUGUCCCUGCCAAUCUUACUCUUCCGCAAGGCCAUCUACCCACCCUAUUCCAGCCCAGUCUGCUAUGAGGACAUGGGUGCCAAUACAACAAAAUGGCGGAUGGUGAUGCGGGUCCUGCCCCAGACCUUCGGCUUCCUCCUGCCACUGCUGGUCAUGCUCUUCUGCUAUGGACUCACCCUGCGCACGCUGUUUGAGGCCCACAUGGGGCAGAAGCACCGGGCCAUGCGGGUCAUCUUUGCUGUUGUGCUCGUCUUCCUGCUCUGCUGGCUGCCCUACAACCUGGUCCUGGUCGCAGACACCCUCAUGAGGAUCCGGGUGAUCAAGGAGACCUGCGAGCGCCGCAAUGACAUUGGCCGGGCCCUGGACGCCACCGAGAUUCUGGGGUUCUUCCACAGCUGCCUCAACCCCCUCAUUUAUGCCUUCAUUGGCCAGAAGUUUCGCCAUGGACUCCUUAAGAUCAUGGCCAUCCAUGGCCUGGUCAGCAAGGAGUACUUGGCCAAGGACAGCAGGCCUUCCUUUAUUGGCUCUUCUUCAGGGAACACUUCUACUACAAUCUGAGCCCCCACCCCUGUUGCAGCCUCUCAGGGCUCCUCCUGUCCCCCCAGCAUCCCAUUCCAAGCCUUACAUCCACUGGUUGCUCCCAGUCUGUGUCAAGGCCACGCCUCAUUGGGGUUACAGGAAUUGCUGGGGCCACAUCCUUCCUAGGUCCCCACUGUGGGGUUUGGGAAGCCUGCCCUGACGUCCUACCCCUUACCGUAAUUGCUAUGUCAACUGCUGGCGCUCUGUCCAUCCUACCACUGAGCCCAUAGCACUCAGUUUCCUGGACAUCUGAAAGGCAUCCUUGGAAGUGACUGCAGAAAGCUCUCACCACUGGGAGCCGUCAGUGGCACACGUUCAUCGGUUCUGCAACUCUCCCUUUCCUUGCUUGCCAGCAAAGUCCACCUCCCUAGAGAGAGACUGAAGGUGACAGACACUUUCUAAGACUUGCUGAAGCUAGGAGUGGGCGCAUCAUCCACUUCUGACUAAUAAGACUUAAGGGCAAUAGUGUGCUGGUAUGCCACUCUCCGGGGAGAAGAGCCCUGAUUUGUAACGUUUACCAAGUGCCCUGGUGUAAACACUCCCUCUAUGAUUUCAAGGGUGGCAGUGUUUAGCAACCAGCUCACAAAUUCUAGAAAAUGUACUAAUCUGCUUUCACAAGCAAGUACAAGGUGGCUUUAGCAUACCAUUGCUUAAGAGGAAGUCUGCUAGGGCCAGGGGACUCCUGGGAAAUAUUCCUGAUUAAAAAAGAGAGAGAUACACAUACAUCCUUUCUUCUUGCCUUUGAAUAUGGUCAUAGGACAUGAUGUGUGGAGCUGAGGCAGACACUUUGUGACAAUGAGGCAAAAAGUAUGCCCAACACACUUAGGCUGAUGGAGCCAAAGGAUAAGAAGAACCUGAGCAUAAAGAGCCCAGAAAUAAACCUAAGCGUAAAUGGUCAAAUGACUUUCAACAAAGGUGCAGACUAUUCAAUGGGGAAAGGAAAGUCCUUCAACAAAUGGUGCUGGGAAAACUAGUUAUCUACAUGCCCAAGAAGGGAAUUGGUCCUUCCCUUAUACAUAUACAAAAGUUAACUCAAAAUGGAUCAAAGACCUAAACUUAGGAGCUAAAACCAUACAGCUCUUAGAAGAAAACAGACAAAAAGCUUCAUGAUAUUGGAUUUGGCCAUAAUUUCUUACAUGUGAUCUAGAAGCAGAGGCAAGAAAAGAAAAAAAUAGAUGAACUGGACUUCAUUAAUGUUAAAUACUUUUGUACAUCAAUGGACACUAUCAGCAGAGAGAAGAGGCGAACCACAGAAUAGGAGAAAAUAUUUGCAAAUCAUAUAUCUUAUAAGGGGUUAAUAUCUGGAAUAUAAAAAAAAUUCCUACAACUCAACAGAAAAAAAAAAAAGAUACACAUACAUCCUUUCUUCUUGACUUUGAAUAUGGUCAUAGAACGUGAUGUGUGGAGCUGAGGCAGACACUUUGUGACAAUGAGGCAAAAAGUGUGCCCAACACACUUAGGCUGAUGGAGCCAAAGGAUAAGAAGAACCUGAGAAUAAAAAGCCCAGAAAUAAACCUAAACGUAAAUGGUCAAAUGACUUUCAACAAAGGUGCAGACUAUUCAAUGGGGAAAGGAUAGUCCUAAUUCAAAAGUGGGCAAAAGAUCUGGAGAAGAGACCUUUCUCUACAGGACAUCCCAUCACUCUUAAUUUGGGAAAUGCAAAUCAAAACCAAAAUAAAGAACCACUUCAUACCCAUUAGGGUGACUUAUCAAAGUUAAAAAAAGCAGAAAAUAACAAGUGUUUGUGAUGAUAUUGAAGAAUUGGAACCUUUGUGCAAUACCAGUGAGAAUGUAAGAUAGUACACCACUGCAGAAAAUAGUAUGACAGAUCCUCAAAAAGUUAAGUAUGGAAUUACCAUGUGAUCCAGCAAUUCUGCUCCCAGGUGUAUACCCAAAAGAACUGAAAGCAGAGACCCAAACAGAUAUUUGUACACUAAUGUUCAUAGCAGCAUUAUUUACAAUAGUCAAACAUGGAAAUGAUCCAAAUGUCCACCAAGGGAUGAUGGAUAUACAAAAUGUGGUAUAUAUGUAUAAUGUAGUAUUAUUCAAUCUUCAAAAGGAAUGAAAUUCUGACACAUGCUAUAACAUGAAUGAACCUCGAAACCAUUAUGCUAAGUGAAAUAAGCCAGCCACAAAUAUUGUAUGAUUCUGCUUAUAUGAGGUGCUUAGAAUAGUCAAAUUCCUAGAGACAGAAAGGGAAAUGGUGGUUACCAGAAGUUGCAGGUAGGGGAAAAUCGGGAGUUAUUUUUUAAUGAGUACAGAAGUCAGGGAUGAUGAAAAGGUUCCAGACAUGGGUAGUUGCUAUAGAUGUACAACAGUGUGAAUAUACUUAAUGCCACUGAAACUGUACACUUAAAAAUGACUAAAAUGGUAACUUUUAUACUAUGUAUAUUGUACCACAAUUAGAAAGAAAAAACCUAGCUCCUAAAAGACAAACUUUAACCAUUGAACCAAUCCUCAAACUACCUGCCUAUAAUUUUUUGUUAAAUGAGAUAAUUAAAUGUCUUUUUUUGCAUAAAUCACUUUUAGUUGGGUAUUUCAUUACUUGCAACAGAAAACAUCCAAACUGCUACAGAAAAGCUAGUCAGGGAUGAGCAGAAGGCCUGAAUUGGGGUCUUUACGAUAAAUAAAUCCCUUUGCUGUUUAUUGGAUACACAGAAAGACGGAUUGAGAAGAGGCUAUGCUUUCUACCUCCUUCAUGCCCAGCCCAAGCCUCCCACUGCUGAACAUGUAUUAUGGAAGAAAAUGUGUCCCGGGGUCAUCUCAUGCUUCUAGUGUUCUUGGUGUCAAAGGUGUGACUUGGAAGGAUCAAGUAUGUCCACCAGAUCAGCUGGGGAGCGUAACAGGAAGUCAGUUCUCCUGAGCUCAACCAGCAACUCCCAUUGUGAGUCUUCCUUCACUCCCUCCUCUCUCCCACCCAAAACACACCCACACCCACACACGCUCACAUACAUGCAUCAUCAGGGUUUGAUGAAAGGGCACUCCUACAGAAUGGGGAAGUGAUUUUGAAUAUGUCACAGGUUUGACUCAUUCAUCCCGCAGUAUUCAUUGAGUGCCUUUGAGAUGUAGCAGCAAUCAACCCAACAGAGCCUGACCCUGGCAGAGCUCUUGUUCAUCGGCUUGUUUCCGAAGGGGCUCUGACAGGAGGGGCCCUGGUUCUGAGCAGCCCACUGAGGAAGUAAAAGAAGAAAGAGGAACUGAACUUCACAGUCACCAAACGUUUACCAGGUUCCAAUCCCCUUCCUGUUAACAACUAUCUGACCACUGAGUCAAGGAGAGUGGCUAUGAAAAGAGGGCUCUCCAGAUAGGCAGGAGCAAGCCUCAGAGCUCCAGCGCUCAGGGGCAGGUAACCAUUACUCAUCUUAUGAAAGCACUUGGCCUUCUGCAGUCAAUGAACAGCACCCCCUUUUUCUGAGCUCAUUCUGUGCCAGGCACUGUGCUGAAUUCAAGACCAAGCAUGACUUAGCUGCUCUGGCCAAGCCUUCAGAACAGUUUCUGAUUUAGCAGGAGGGAAAAGCAGGGGAAUGAGUGUUUACGCGAGGGAACACCUGUGUUGCCAGAGGAACCAGGGUUGUUUGGACUGGGCAAGGCUGACAGGCCAGAUGGCUCCCUGCAAUGGCUGUCAGUGGGAGGAGGCCAAGUGGAGUUCCACUCUAGCUCAGGGACUCUGCUCUUUCCUCCUCGAGCAAGGGCUAGAAGAAACUUGUUUCUCUGAGUAAAGUAAGAGGAUAAAAUAAGCCCAGAAGCAAAGAGGCAGAGACUGAAUUGCACUUAGGUAAACUCUGUUAAUAUUUAUCCCUGCCUCUUCUCUCUGUUUCUGUCUUCCCCCACCCCUCCUCUCAUAAAGUCAAUCUUGGCACAAAUAAGCUACCAACCAAGCCAUCACUAGGACAGGGCAAAGCCGGGGCCUGCCUUUCAGUUGUUUUCUUUCUUCUCUCCCUUGUUUCCAGGUCUGUGUCCCAGGGCAGAGCACCUUUUUGCCUAGAUCUGCCUGCUGAGUCUGAGCUGGCCCCUCUUGCUUCCAGAGACAUACUCCGCCACUUACACUAACACCAUCUCUUUUUUUUCUCCCCAAGUUUGGGAUGUCUCCUUCCACCAGAGCCCCUCCCCAGUCUCUGCAGGAUGGGCUUUGUUCAUUAAAUCAAGACAGCCUGGGUGAUACGAAGAAGUAGCCCCCAUUUGCACAUCACACAGAAACUCAUCGCAUGGAGAACCACACUGCCAUGCAAUGGCAGAGCCAGAACAGACCUAGAGAUCCCCUGAGUCAACCCUUCCAGUACAUGAAUGAGGAAACUGAGGCCCCAGCAAAGCAACUUGACCAAGAUAUCAUGGCUGUAUAAUAGCAGAGCUGGAACACAAAUCCCUAGUUUAGUUUGUUUUUUUCAGAUGUUUUUUCUUUUCUAAUGGUGACAUUGCAGGCACCUUACAAACACAAGGAAAAAUAUAUUUACGAACUUCUCAGAGCAUUCCUCUCACACAGGUAGGGCCACUCUACUUCUUCAGUGCCUAGACUCCCCCGUGCCUGGCGCUGGGCAUCUCAGUCAUCUGAUAGAGGUGGGGUUCACUGAGGCUCUGGGGCAUAGGUGUGGGAGCAGGUGGGGCUACCUGGUUCUGUGCUAGCAGGCAGGACAGUUAUAGAGACAAUCAGAGCCCAACAAGGAGUUCAAAGACAGACAAAACCAAACCCACUAUCGAGAACAUAUGCUCUAUCACCCAAGGUUCAAUUAGAGAAGCAGGACCACUCAGAGGAGGACUUUGUCCCAGGGAUUUGACUGUAUAACUUGCAGGAGCUGGUAAAACAGUCUAGGUCAGGCUGUUGUCCUUGCUUCUGGUGCUGGGACCUGAAAGUGGCAGGACAGACAGCCAAGAAGGAAAGAAUAAUGAGGACAAGCUGGAAUCUGGGAGGACAAAUUGCAACCUGCGCUGGUCUCUCACAGCCUCCAAGUACAGUAAGUGGAUGACCUGUUGGAGAAACUGACCCCCUGCAUCACAAAGGUGAGCCCUUGCGUGGCUCAGGAGCAGAAGGGACUGCACACCCAGCUGCUGCCCAUGGCAACGAGAGGUACCAGCUGAUCAUGGACAGCAUGUAACCGCAUCAGGGGCUUUGCACUGACCUUCUAGAGCAUAAAAACAUGCAACUUCUGCUCCACUGCUGACUUGCAAAGCUCACACGAAAAUCUCUUCUAGCUGAUGCUACCCUGAACUAUUCAAGGGAGGGAACUGGGGGAAGCAUAGUGCCAGCUUAACUAAAUUGACUCCGUGCAAAUCUUUCACACAAACACAAGGUUCAGACUCUAAGAAAAGGAACGGUUACCACCAAAGUUUGGGUAAUGUU
Manis javanica (Malayan pangolin) is the source of this 6829-nucleotide messenger RNA. RefSeq names its product C-X-C chemokine receptor type 2. Gene Ontology annotation, molecular function: C-C chemokine binding; C-C chemokine receptor activity; interleukin-8 binding. Gene Ontology annotation, cellular component: membrane; external side of plasma membrane. Gene Ontology annotation, biological process: G protein-coupled receptor signaling pathway; neutrophil chemotaxis; positive regulation of cytosolic calcium ion concentration. Lineage: Eukaryota; Metazoa; Chordata; Mammalia; Pholidota; Manidae. The record is from RefSeq and is a predicted model, not a curated record.